UCCGCUGUUUGGAAAAAUCACAGUAACCUGCACAACAAAAUUUUUUGUAAAUUUGAGAAGUAUCGGCUGCCAUCCGAGGUACUCCGGAAAAUAUGCCACCUGUACGAACUCGCACGGAUACGAGAGGGAGAAAGGAGUACACACGGAGCUUCAUAACGCCUUCCAGGGGCAGGGGAAGGAAACGAAGGAGGGAGGGCGAAAGGACAGGACCACAUGGCGAUCACACGCAACAUGGCGUCGACCAAAUUCCCACACCAGCGGGGGCCAUCGUCAAUGUGGCCAGUCAGAGCCAGCCUCAUGGAGACGAAUUGGUCGGGAUAACUACAAAUCAGGAAAUUGGUUCAACCAUGCAUGCAACUUGUGUGAUGGGAGACAUGCAGCAUCCAUUUGCGAGAGCACUAAACAAUUCUAGCCUUGUAUCAUCAAUUUGUACACUGGGGAAAACUCCUAUUAAUGUUAACAGAUUGUCUCACUACACUACCUACAUUAAUUUAUUAUAA
Messenger RNA from Saccostrea cuccullata (small rock oyster), 500 nucleotides. RefSeq lists its product as uncharacterized. NCBI's taxonomy places the organism in Eukaryota, Metazoa, Mollusca, Bivalvia, Ostreida, Ostreidae. The record is from RefSeq and is a predicted model, not a curated record. The transcript is spliced from 2 exons. Bases 93 to 500 code for a protein of 135 amino acids.